UACCUCCGUGAUCCCUCUACCGGCGGGUCGCACGCUUCUACCGGCGGAAAGAGCAGCGCGACUGGGAUGCGAGUGGUCUGACCCCCCGCUGAGAACCAGAGGAAGACGAAGAGGAGCCGGAGCCGCAGCAGGAAGGUGAGAGGCCGAGUGAACGAGGGAGCGUGUGAGAGAAGUGAAGAGAGAGAGAGAACGAGAGAGAGAGGCCAUGGAGCAGCAGAGACAAAGGACUCUCUCCACAUCCGGAGAAUCGCUGUACCUUGUGCUGGGAGUCGAGAAGAGCGCCACCUCAGACGACAUCAAGAAAUGUUACAGGAAACUGGCGUUAAAGUUUCACCCAGAUAAGAACCCGGACAACCCAGACGCAGCCGAAAAGUUCAAGGAAAUCAACAACGCCCACUCCAUACUGGUCGACACCACCAAGAAGAACAUCUACGAUAAAUACGGCUCACUGGGGCUGUAUGUUGCAGAGCAGUUUGGAGAGGAGAACGUCAACACCUACUUUGUUCUGUCCAGCUGGUGGGCGAAGGCCCUGUUCGUCUUCUGCUGCCUGACCACUGGCUGUUAUUUCUGCUGUUGCCUGUGUUGCUGCUGUAACUGUUGCUGUGGUAAAUGUAAACCUCGGCCGCCCAUGGACCAGGAGCCGGACUUCUACGUCUCCCCCGAAGACCUGGAGGCCCAGAUGACGGCUGACGAGAGAGGUGGCGGCGAGCCCAUCGUCAUGCAGCCGUCUUCAGCCACAGAAACCACCCAGCUCACCGCCGACGCCCACCACAGCUACAGGACCGACGCUUACUAACCACACGCACACGUUAAGAUCACACGUGACCUAAUCACCGCUAAAGUAUCAAACAUGACACUAACAUGUUGCACACACACUUAAAGACAUCUGCAGUCGGGCUGUUAGUAGAAUUCUUAUUUUUUUAAUAUUCAAAUUAUAUUCAGAUUUUUAAUGACCUUUUUAAUGAAAUUGAAAGCAAACACAUUUAUAAAAUAAAUACAAAAUACACAUUUGAAUCGUAUUGAGGUUUGUUAAUAUUCAAAUUCUGUUCAACUCCAGAAUUGUGUUCCAACAGCCCUUAUCUGCACCGCACACACGCACACACGCACAGACGCACACACGCACACACACACACACACACACACACACACACACACACACACACACACACACACACACACACUCUCUGACAGUUCAGCCCAAACUUUUCCAUCUGAAUUUCAAACUGAGGUGAGAAGCGAAGGAGAGAAGGAGAGAAAGAGACACAGUUCAGUUUACAGGUCAACACACAUGAGACACAAUCUUUUCAUCUGGUCUGAAUGAAAUGAUUUGUCGCGUUUAUCACAGUUUUAUUAGACGACUUUAUUGAUUGAUGGCUAUCAGCUUGUGAAGAGGAUUUCAAAUGAGAUGAGAGUUGAUUCAGGAUCGAAUGAGCAUCCCUACCUUUCAAUCAGUUGAAAGCAUCUGCCCACUUCUAUGAGCGGGUUCAGAGUGUGUGCGUUCUGGGGCGACCUUUACAAACCAUCACCCCGAGGCUCCAGGGAAGUUUGAGAGAGGUUCCUAAAAAUAACUAUGAUCGAUUACUGUGCACUUGUGCUCGAAACCAUGAAUCAAACGAGGUUUCAGCUGUAAAAGUCGUCAGUCGACAGACGGCUGAACAUCAGCUGCGUGUUUGUUUACAUCCAGACUGGAAAGUUACUCUUAUCAUCUACUGGCAUAGUAAUCCCAUUACUUCAGUUCCUCAGUAUUAGCAGUCAUUUUUAGAGCUGAUCAACAUGGAGGCUGAUGCCAAUACAGAUAUUAGGUUCGUUUUUUCGAUACCAUUAUAUAUUAAGAGAAAUUGUCAGUGAUUCCUAUGAUGUUGUUUUCAAACCAAUGACAAAGAAAUGAGGCCGAGGUUUGAUAUUUUACAGUUUAACUAUAAACUUUAUUAUAAAUAACUAUAAAUAGAAAGAAACCAUAAAUAACUCAACAUAAAUACUCGUUACUUCUUCAGUCUCUGCUGUCGAGUGUCUCUCUAAGCUCGUCUCUUCUUCUCCUUCACACUGAAAUCGGUUUGUCUGCUGUCGGAGACAUUAAGUCCAGUGUUAUAAUCAAAGACAUUAAGAACGUUACCACACUGAAACCUUCACACUGAGUGUCAGCCCCACGUUUUGAUUUCUUUUGAAUGUUUGAUUUGUUUAGUGUGACAGUAAAACGCUCUUCAUGUCGUGUAUGUUUAGAUUUCACUGUUCAAACUCUUUUUCUUCUUCUGUCUGUAGAUUUGCUCUUUGUUUUUCUCAUGUGUGUUGUUAAUGAAGGGAGGAUAUAUCCGUAUCCACAGUCUUACUCGUUUGUGUGGCAGCAGUUUUGUAGAUUACUCAAUUAUCGUAGCGUCUGGAGCAGUUUGCAACAAUCAGGCUGACUAGUUAUAUUUAUAGUAAAGAUUUUCCAGAUCGACUUUUGUUUUUUUGUAGUUUUUUUGUCACACGAGUUUCUCUCCAACUCUGCUGGCGUAGAACAAACAGGAACUUUGUGCUUGUUUGAAUGAACUGUAUAAUUUUUCUAAAAAAAAUCAAAAAUUCAGAAAAAAAACUUAGAGUCCAAGUUAACAAUUGAACCUACAUCCAAAAACCUGGAUGAUCUACUGGCUGUAUUUUCUCUGAUGCCUACAGCAAACACACACUCAGUAUGUAUAAUACAUAUCAUGACAAUGUGCAAUAAGAGCUAAUCCAGACUUCCUGACUUCCAACAGCCGUUUGAAAGGUUUCAGAGAAUCUGCAGGUUCAUAAACAUGUGCAAAGAUUCCACGUUAAGAAAAAUGAGAUAAAGCUAAAUCCAGUUAUUGGACGUGUCCACCAUCAAAUCCCAUCAAUUCUAAUUCAUGUUUUGUUUUUUGAAUUUGUUUUUUAAAUAUGGAUUCAAAAGAUCUUUUCAAGGUUUCUUGUGGAACCUGCAGAUGCUCUGAGACGCCACGCGGUCAAAACCAAAUCCCUCAUUUCUCUCAUUGCUCCUCCACCGAGUGUGAAACACACGAAGCUGGAGUCAGUUCCAUCAUUAGAUCUACAGCGAUGACAUGAAUAUCCAGAACUGAUGUGUGAACAUAGCAACCAGAUGAUAAUAUUCAAGCAUUAUUUUAUUUAUUUGAUUUUUCUUAUCUUUUUAAUAUUGGAUUAACUACUAGCUGGUAUGUGGAGGGGAUGUAUAGAAUUUUAGAUGUGAAUCAUAUUGACAAUGUAAUGACAAAAUGGCGGCCCUGCUGUUUAUACACAGUGGCACAGUACAUAGAGAUGUAGAGUUUCCUGUUGUUAGCGUGGAUUCACACUUCUGAGUAAAUUAAGUAUCUGAUGUACUGAUGUCGUAAAAUAAAUGUUUCAGAUGCUUCAGA
This is a messenger RNA of Hippoglossus stenolepis (Pacific halibut), 3365 nucleotides long. It is a transcript of the gene dnajc5ab, whose product is annotated as DnaJ (Hsp40) homolog, subfamily C, member 5ab. The record is from RefSeq and is a predicted model, not a curated record. The transcript is spliced from 5 exons. Gene Ontology annotation, cellular component: presynapse; membrane; intracellular membrane-bounded organelle. Gene Ontology annotation, biological process: regulation of synaptic vesicle cycle. NCBI's taxonomy places the organism in Eukaryota, Metazoa, Chordata, Actinopteri, Pleuronectiformes, Pleuronectidae. The coding region runs from base 206 to 796 and encodes 196 amino acids.